AUGACAAACCUCCACCUCCGCAAUCAGCACCUCAACCUCACAGUCGAGUCUCUCAGGUUGGUGGGAGGAGAAAGUCGCUGCACAGGAACACUGGAGCUGAAACAUUAUGAAAAAUGGAGACCAGUGAAUGACCUUGACUCUGUCUGGACCCUGAGGACAGCAGCAGACUCUGUCAGGCUGGUGAAUGGGACCAGUCUGUUCUCAGGCAGACUGGAGGUGAAGACUACCCAGUCUACCCAGAGGUGGUCCUCAGUGUGUGAAGCUGACUUUGACCAGCAGGAUGCAGAGGUGGUGUGUAGGGAGCUUGGCUGUGGAGCUCUUUCAGUCCUCCAGGGGGUGCUCUAUGGAGAAGUGGAGGCUCCAAUAAGGACCAAAGAGUUCCAGUGUGGAGACCAUAAGUCUGCUCUCCUGGACAGUAAAAGCUCAGGCUCAGAUGGAAACGUCACCUGCCCACCUGGAAAAGCUGUUGGACUCACCUGCUCAGAACCAGUCAGGUUGGUGGGAGGACUCAGUCGCUGUACAGGAUCACUGGAGGUGAAACAUCAGGGAGACUGGAGACCAGUGAUUGUCUCUGGCUGGACCAUGAAGGUGGCAGCUGUUGCCUGCAGAGAGUUGGACUGUGGCUCUGCUGUUUCUGUAGGACAGAGAAAAGAGUCCUUGAGCAGAUCUGUGUGGAGGAUCUGGUCUGACUGUGUUCAGUCUGGAUCUGGUCUGAGGGAGUGUGCAUCUUCAGUUUCCUCUUCCUACAUCCUGGAUCUCACCUGCUCAGGUCAGCCGAUCCUUAGUCUCGCAUUGCCAGACCUAUGUCCACAACACUGUGGAUUGUGA
This is a messenger RNA of Perca flavescens (yellow perch), 828 nucleotides long. Its product is annotated as scavenger receptor cysteine-rich type 1 protein M130-like. The transcript has 5 exons. Gene Ontology annotation, cellular component: membrane. The coding region runs from base 1 to 828 and encodes 275 amino acids. Lineage: Eukaryota; Metazoa; Chordata; Actinopteri; Perciformes; Percidae. The record is from RefSeq and is a predicted model, not a curated record.